This is a messenger RNA of Magnolia sinica, 1084 nucleotides long. Its product is annotated as thylakoid lumenal 16.5 kDa protein, chloroplastic. Gene Ontology annotation, biological process: photosystem II repair. Lineage: Eukaryota; Viridiplantae; Streptophyta; Magnoliopsida; Magnoliales; Magnoliaceae. The coding region runs from base 63 to 731 and encodes 222 amino acids. The record is from RefSeq and is a predicted model, not a curated record. The transcript has 4 exons.
UCCGCCCAACUGCCAAUACCUAUCUCCCUUCCUUCUUCCCACCAAAAACAGGUAAUAGAAAAAUGGCAACCUCUUCCAUUCUAACUAAAUCCUUCUUCCCUCCUCUCUCUUCUUCUCCGUCGUCGACGUCGUCUUCAACCACCAGUCUCGCCCCUCCCAGUCCCAACAGAAAGAAACCCAAUUCACCUACGGCCGUCCUCUGCAAGGCGGCCCACAAUACAGCCCGUCGGAGCCUCACCGUCGGCUUCGCUGCCCUUGCCGCUUCUUUUGCAGGAAAAGGCUUCUUUGAUGCCAAUGCGGCCGUCUUAGAGGCCGACGAUGAUGUGGAGCUCUUGGAGAGAGUGAAGAAGGACAGGAAGAAGAGGCUCCAGAGGCAAGAGGUCAUCAGUUCUUCCAAGAAAGAGACAGCAUAUCUCCAAGAGCUUGUAUACAAGCUGAGCAAAGUGGGCCAAGCCAUAGAAAACAACGAUCUCUCAGCCGCAAGUUCUGUUCUUGGUCCAAAUACCAAUUCCGAUUGGGUCAAGAAUGUUAAUAAAGCUUUUACCAAGCUGAGCUCCGGUCCUGAGGAGAUGACAGAGGUUGACACAUUCAAUUCUUCCUUAGCUUCACUGAUAUCAUCAGUUACAAAAAAAGAUGUCGAAUCUUCCAAAAAGGCUUUCGUGUCAUCCGCAAGUGCAUUGGAGAAAUGGACAGCUUUGACAGGAUUGAUCGCACAGCUCAAAGGCCUCUGAUAUGGAGGGAUGAGAUGGAUCCAUGUUAGCACACCUCAAGUUCAUUGCCCUUAUGAAGUGGGGUUUUUUGGUUGAGGGUGAAUGUUCUCAGUUCCCAGUACCCAGUUCCCAGUUCCAUCCCAUUUACUUCGCCUUCUUCAGUGUCACGACGCAGUUUUGAUGAUUUAAGUCUUGAGAAUUGACGAUUUUAAUUGUUUUAUUCGGUUUGAGUUUUCGUUUUUUAAAUUUGUUUAUUGCUUGCUUGACUCAUGUUUUGGUUUCUUGGUACUUUCACCUGUGUCAAACAACUGUUCUUGCAGUUACCUGCGGAUGGAAAUGGAAUUCAAUUUGAGUUAGGAGAUGUUUGUAACAAA